Molecule: messenger RNA, 1204 nt
Organism: Haliotis rufescens (red abalone)
Lineage: Eukaryota; Metazoa; Mollusca; Gastropoda; Lepetellida; Haliotidae
Exons: 8
Coding region: 55-1152 (365 amino acids)
Source: RefSeq, a predicted model, not a curated record
CUCACGUGUCUUCACAGAUAAGGGAAGGUCAAAGCCUAGUCUUAUCGAGGCACCAUGUUGGCUCUACUGGCAGUUACCCUUGCCCUUGUCUGCAUAUCACACGGAGAAGCUCAGUCGGGGCUCCAGUCGGGGCUCCAGUCGGGGCUCCAGUGCUACAGCUGCCUGCACACACCCCAUCCAAAGGACUGCACUACCAUCAAAACAUGUGCUGCAGGAGAGGAGUGCAUGACCCUUACUAAGUCCCAUGCAGGACACGUCGUCUAUGAGAUGGGAUGCAAAUCGAAGAGGGUAUGUGACCCGCUCAGAAACAACGUGCACGUGAUUGUCGGGAAACGCGCAACAACAACAUCCUGCACUGACUGCUGUAACAACGUUUCCCUUUGUAACAACAUGCUGUGCGCAGAGCCAACGGCGACUUCUGCAACCACACUUGCAGCAGACACGUCAACGGCAAUACCAACAACUACCACGACAACACCACCGGCUACGACUACCGCGACAACAGCACCGACUACGACCGACAAGUUGGCACUAUUGAAACUCGGGGUGGUCCCAGCCCAACAGACGGUUGAUGUUCAUGAGAUGGCCGACUUCGAGUGCAACUUUGACGCCCCUGUUGACCAGCCCAUGAAUAUGUCCUGGUCCUUCAUGAACUUGGCCGGUCAAGUGACUCACAUCUACUCGACUGCAGCCGUGAAUCCACCAGAAGUCUUCAUCGACGUGAAGAAUGUAUCUGCCUCGGAUGCGGGAGUAUACACGUGUGAAGCCAGUAUAGGGUCGCGGACCUGGACCGCUGGAGGUGUACUCAAGGUGCCGGACCCCAACACGACCCUGACGGUGGACCCGGACAGCCAGAAUACAACCAGCUGGGACCUGCAGGUGAUCCCAAGCAACCAGACCAUGGCGCCAGGCGAGACCGCCAUCUUGUUGUGCCAGUUUGACCCUGUUGUGCGUGACUCGAUGACAAUGACUUGGACAUUCACCAACAUGGCCGGCACUACUACAGAGAUCUACUCGGACGUGGAGCUCAGCCCGUCCAUGACGUUCUACGUGAAGCAGUUGGAGGCCUCCGAUGCCGGCGUGUACACCUGUCAGGCUUCCUACGGGAAUGAGACGUGGACGGCCAACGGAAGUCUGCACGUACACGCCUAGAAGAAUAACGCACCAUGUCUAUCUGAUGACCGAUUAAAAAUUAAAACUGUUA